Molecule: messenger RNA, 2690 nt
Organism: Electrophorus electricus (electric eel)
Lineage: Eukaryota; Metazoa; Chordata; Actinopteri; Gymnotiformes; Gymnotidae
Gene: apobec2b
Product: apolipoprotein B mRNA editing enzyme, catalytic polypeptide-like 2b
Biological process (GO): cytidine to uridine editing
Cellular component (GO): nucleus; cytoplasm
Molecular function (GO): RNA binding; cytidine deaminase activity
Source: RefSeq, a predicted model, not a curated record
ACAAACACCUCUGGAGGACUGAGAGUAAAAAAUAUAAUUGGAAAUAAAACUAGAAAUUGAAUGGAAAAGGUAAUUAGGACAUAGCAACAGAAAUAGUAAAGGAAAUUACGUAAUACUCAUUAUUUCCCACUUUUCCAGCUGUAUUUCCCAAUAACCUUCAACAUUUCCAAUUGUAUUUCCCAAAAGCAGGUCCAAAUGUAUUUCUCAAUUAGCUUUUAAAUUCAUUUUUCCAUUUCCCAACUUAUUUCCGAGUGGUAGCCCACCUGCUCUGAGGCUCUGUCCUGCUCACUGCCGUGCACUCUCCUUGGGUCUUUUUAUAGCAUGGAAACAGGAGAGAGCAGCUGCCCCUAAUCUCCCCAUGGCAUUCUCUAACCAUUCACACUUCAUUUGCUCCGGAGGCUGGAAACACCUCUACACACUCAAUCCCCGACUUACGCACGCAGUCUUUGGCUUUCUGACUCGUCUGCUAAAGCACGCUGCUGUUUGCUCUCAAACCAGCUCAGCUCGGCACCCAGUUUAGCCAUGGCAGACAAAAAUGCUCCCAGCAAAGUAGGCGCAGUGAAAAGGAAGGAAAAGAGGAUGGAACCCAAGACUGAAAAGGAGAAAAAAGAGAACGAGAAGGACAAGAACGUGAAAAAGACGCCCAAGAAGAUUCCGGAAAAGGCCGAGGUGGAGGCCGAGAAGCCGACAGGAAAUGGGGAGGAAGACCAAGGUGCGCAGGCCGGUCCUGAAGAUGGCGAACUCCAGUUUGAGCCAAUAGAGCUUCCUCCGUUUGAGAUCAUCACUGGGGAGCGGCUCAACUCCUCCUACUUCAAGUUCCAGUUCAAAAACGUGGAGUACUCCUCGGGCAGAAACAAGACCUUCCUGUGCUAUCAGGUGGACAUACGCGGUGGCGCAGCAGAUGCAGAUGGUCUCCGUGGUUACCUGGAAGAUGAGCACUCAUGCACCCAUGCCGAGGAAGCGUUCUUCCAGCAGGUGUUGCCUUCAUAUGACAAAUCGCUGCACUACACGGUCACCUGGUACAUAUCGUCCAGUCCCUGUGCUGCAUGUGCCGCUAAGCUGGGAGAGGUCUUGACAGUCCGCAAGUCCCUCCGCCUUAACAUCCACUGUUCACGCCUCUUCAUGUGGGAGGAGCCUGAGGUGCAGGCCGGGCUAAAGGCACUUGCCCAGGCAGGAUGUAAACUGAGGAUGAUGAGGCCCGUGGACUUCAGCUAUGUUUGGUCCACUUUCGUAGAGAAUGAGGAUGAAGGCUUUACGCCCUGGGAGGACUGUCAAGAUUGCUUCGAGUACUAUGACGAGAAGCUGACAAACAUUUUGCAGUAGGGAUUUGUCACUAGAGGGCACUGCUUUCGUCUCAUUGCACAAGCUGUACUUUAUCUACGAAUUUUCUGCUGAGAAAUUGUUUCUCUCUGUCUGUUAUGUAUCACACUGUAAUAUGUUAAAACUAGAGAACUCAGACUCUUAUGGUCUUUAACACUGCAGUAACUGAGUAGGAAUGAUGUAACUACAUCAUGCAGUACAUCCAAUGGGUUUCUAACGCUUGUUGGUUAUGCAAAAAUACCAUAAUUUGACUCAAUGUACAAUCAAUUCAUAGAUUAAUUACAUCUAUGCUCACUGGGCUCAGUUGAUGUGAUGUAAAAUCGGGUAUUCCUUUUAUGACUCAGGGCUGAUUUUCCUGACAUAGAUUAAGCAAACUUUUCAAUAUGCUAUGUACACUUGAUUGAGCUUGUCUACAAAGUUUGCCACAUCUUAAAAAGCAGACAUGUUGAGCUUUGUAUUUCUCCAUGUACUGAAUGACAAUCACACCAACGUUGCUUUUUCUAAAUGAAAAGGACUUCUCAUGCCAUGUUGAAAGCUGAUCUCAACUGGCGAUUAAAUUCAAGCACUUCACUCUUUCUGUGAAGUAAAGGUGAUACACAUAAAUUCCAUCCACAACCAUUGGGUUUAACUGUGCAUUUCAAUGCAUACAGCAAUACAAAGACACACACACACACACACACUGCAUAUUUUGCAUCAAGAACCUUAAUAUAGACUUAAUCAGCCUAGUGUCUAACGUAAAUGAUCAUGAACCAAAAACCACUGUGAGAAGGCAGCAAACACAGACACAUAAGCAGUAGUACUUAUACAGGCUGCUAAAUAGUAGCACAGUGCUUCCAACGACUGCUGCUCUAGUCUGCUUACGUAUAACAUGCAAUCUAACCCAUUCAUACUAUGGAAACAGUAAUGAGCAAUCAUGUUUAAGCUGCACUCGAUGAUUCCUCAUGGAUUUGACACAUUAGGACAUAAAAGUGAACUAAUCACCAGAUCAUUAUUCAAAUGCUAUUAAUUGGAAGUCGACCAAUAUGUAGCUUUAGUCUGAGGGACAUUACACUUCCCCUCAUACCUUUAUUUCCAUGAGGUAAACUGUUUGGUAAAUGCCAAAUAAAAACAUCAUUCUGAGAGUCAGUGCUUUUUCUACAAUAAAAAACUGUAGUCAUGUAAAUUUAAAGUAUUUGUGUGUUUCUCUAAUAUUUACACUUUUGGAAUAUUACUUUGACAUUAAUUUUAAGAAAGCGUUAUACUUCAGAUUGCACUAACAACCUUUUGAUUUUACUUUGACUGCAUGUGUGAAGUUGUGGUUGAGCUGAUAUUACAGCUGAAGUACCAUUGUAUUUUCAAAUACAACUGCUUCGAAUUUAUAAUUUUCAAAA